Molecule: messenger RNA, 2620 nt
Organism: Xiphophorus maculatus (southern platyfish)
Lineage: Eukaryota; Metazoa; Chordata; Actinopteri; Cyprinodontiformes; Poeciliidae
Gene: ppic
Product: peptidylprolyl isomerase C
Exons: 6
Coding region: 127-753 (208 amino acids)
Biological process (GO): protein folding; protein peptidyl-prolyl isomerization
Cellular component (GO): intracellular membrane-bounded organelle
Molecular function (GO): peptidyl-prolyl cis-trans isomerase activity
Source: RefSeq, a predicted model, not a curated record
AGUGGUCUGCUGAUGUAGCCGGUCUGGAUCGCAGUCUCCCGGCCCGCCGUGAUCCUUCUUCUUCUCCCCCGCCUCGUCGUCACUUCCAGCCGGGCCGCUGACGGCGCUCAGUCCGGCUCUGAAACCAUGGAGCUCCGAUCGAUCUUCCCAGCGCUGCUCUGCCUCUCUGCCGCCGCUCUGCACUCGGUGUCCGGCGCCUUUUCACGAAGAGGACCGAAGGUCACCGAGAAGGUGUUUUUUGACAUCACAGUGGGAGGUCACGAGGUGGGGCGCAUCGUCAUUGGUCUGUUUGGAGAGGUUGUCCCUCUUACUGUUAGCAACUUUGUCGCCCUGGCAACAGGAGAGAAAGGUUACGGCUACAAGGGGACAAAGUUUCACAGAGUCAUCAAGGAUUUUAUGAUCCAGGGAGGAGACUUCACAGCUGGAGACGGAACCGGAGGUCACAGCAUCUAUGGUACAACAUUUGCAGACGAGAACUUUAAACUGAAACAUAUAGGAGCUAGCUGGGUGAGUAUGGCCAACGCUGGUCCGGACACCAACGGCUCUCAGUUCUUCAUCCUGUCCACCAAAGCACCUUGGCUGGACGGGAAGCACGUGGUUUUCGGCAAAGUUCUGGACGGGAUGGCUGUCGUUCACACCAUCGAGCUUCAGGACACCAACGACAGAAACCUGCCGUACACCGAAUGCGUCAUCGUCAACAGCGGCCGGAUCCCGGUCAAAGAGCCAUUCGUGGUGGAGGUGGAGGGCUGGUAAACACCGUAUUCUGGAGGACAGACACUGAAUAUCAAUGUGAAACUCCAUUUCAGUUAGUGCCAAAUUAAUUUUUUCAAUUCAUUUGUAUAAUUUAACAGUAAUGCUAACACAUUGGACAGGAUAUAUGUUUGGAUUUUCUUAGAGAAACUUAGUUUUUCAUUUGAGCUACUAAAAAAGUGAAACUAUUCCAACAAUGGAUUAAAUGCAAGCAAGCUAGCAUAAUAGACACAUCACUGAAAAGCUAACUAAAUCCUAGCUAAUGUUAGCAUGUUUACAUGAUCCAAAGGUAUGCUAGCCUGCUAGCUGUGGGCUAGAUGUUACCACAUGGAAAAGUGGGUGAGCUAGCAAAUUUAGAAUCAGUGUUGUGUAGGUUUGGCCUUCAUAUUAACUAAUUUGACACAAAUUCACAAAUUAUUCAUGCUAAUAUAUCAAAUCAUAUCAAGGAUGAAUAUUAUAAAACAACUUUUUAAAUGUUUGUAAAAGUUUAGUUAAAACCAUGUAAGGCAUCAUAAUACAGUUCCCAAAUAUUUCUCUCUAUUUCUGUUGUCAAAUACCAGAAUAAAAAGAAACUGAAAUUCAGACUGAAAAAUUUGAUCUUUGCAUUACAGUCACACUGAAAGCACUACUGGCUGUUUUAAUAUUUAAUCCCUUAAUGUUUAUAUAUUUAAAAAAAACAUUUUAGUUGUUGAGCAGGUAUUAAAUCAAAUACUAAUAGAUUAUGAACAACCAAUAUAAAUUAUUUAUGAUGCAAAUCAGCGACAUUAGGCAUCAAUGGGUUGAACAAAUGAUUAAAUUUUCUCAUCAGGAAUUAUAGGACUCCUGGUAUGUGUAGAAAAGGCAUCAACAGGCAAUUUGGCUGCAUUAAGCCCCAAAAGGACUGAAGGUAAAGGGCGUGAAAAUAUAAACUCCAUUUGUGAAAGAGCCUAUUUACGCACAACACUGGUUGGAACGUGACAUACUAUCUACACGUUAUGCAGUUGUGUUAUUAAUAAAAGAGUAAGCAUGUUUGUAUAAAAAAUAGGGUUUUAUUGAUGCAUGUUAAUUCAAUUUUACUGAUCUACCAGAUUAUGAUACUUUAUUAUUCUCAUAUGUUCCCAUAAGAUUUUUAUUUCCAAAAUCUGAACAGAAACAAUCUAGAAACCUAUUGCAUUGGACACAAAUUACAAUAAAUUUUAGUAAUAUAUGUGAGCACAUAUUCAACCAAUGUCACCAGUUAGUUUUAUUUAAUACUAAUUUAUCAGGUUCUCUGUAGUUUAUGUUGGCAUGCGUGUAUAUUUAGUAUCUUUGUAAACAUAAAAUAGGCUGUUUUACUUUUUUACAGAGGAUAUUAUUAUAAAUGCAGAGAUGAUGCUGUGAAAUAAUAAAACCCAGAGUUGUAGCUCUCUGUGCCAAAUCGUUCAGCUCUAUGAAACACAUCUUAUGCACUUAAUCUGAACAUAUGAGACUUUCAAUGCCUGUUUUUAACUUUAUGCCAAAAAAACCCAACUCAGUAGCAAGUGUCAAAUGUUGUUGUAGCAAAACCAUUUUCAUUGCAUUUUCAAAAGGUUUAUGCAUCAUAUCAUGUUUACUAAAACUACAGCACAAAUUUGCAUAAGUGAAUAUUAAAUAAUGUGGAAUGAGUGAUGAUAAUUUUAUUGCCCUGUCAGUACUGAUAUUAACUGUUGCAUUAUGUCAAUGACUGUGAUCCUGUUGGAUAAGUUGACUGUUAUUUUUAUCCAGCUGUCUUUAUUACCUGAAAGACUUGUUGUAGCAUUAAAUGCAAACAAUGCUUAUCCUUAUAUUGAAUCUUAUGCAGAAUUUAUCAGAAGAGCAAAGUGCCAACCAAUGAUGUUUUUCUACAAUAAAACUGUGGAUUAUUCUAAAAUGA